Molecule: messenger RNA, 1119 nt
Organism: Salvia miltiorrhiza (redroot sage)
Lineage: Eukaryota; Viridiplantae; Streptophyta; Magnoliopsida; Lamiales; Lamiaceae
Exons: 1
Coding region: 1-1119 (372 amino acids)
Source: RefSeq, a predicted model, not a curated record
AUGCAAAGAGUCUUCCCGCCAGAGAGACCCGAGAGAGACUACAGGGUCGACAGGAGAUCCGGUCGAGACAAUCCUGACAGACGAAGUGAACCCUACCCGCCAUCUCAGAGAGGGAACAAAGGGAAGCGAGAUUACGAUCAAGCACCAACUAUGCGCCCGCGCGAAAGAGCGAAACUCCCAGAGUACCUCCUGUCCAUUUCACCCGUAGAAGCUGUAACAACUUUGAUGAACCUUGGCGAUAAGGCCAGCUGGCCAGAGAAAAUGAGGGCUCCACCCGACCAAAGAGACAGAUCAAAAUGGUGUGAUUUUCAUAGUGACCACGGUCACCGCACGGACGAAUGCAUCGCACUCAGAUUGGAAGUGGCGAACUUAUUGAAAAAAGGGCACCUCACCAAUUACUUGACUGACAAAGGCAAGCAGACCCUGCAGCAGGCGAGGGAUAGACAAGAGAAACACAGAGAUGCCAGCCCACUGGACCCGCCACAUCACGAGAGGACUGUAAACGUGAUAUCCGGAGGUUCCGAAGUUAGCGGAAUCACCCACUCAGCCGCCAAGAGACAUACCAGACAGGCUAGAUCAAGCAAAUCAGGAGUUCCGCCUUUCGGCAAAGCUGGACCAACGGAUCCAACUUUAACAAUCAGCUUUGCAACAUCCGAAUCAGACAAGCUUCUACACCCUCAUCAUGAUGCUUUAGUUAUUUUCAUUUAUAUUGCUAACUGCUUAACAAAUCGUGUGCUAAUAGACAAUGGUAGCUCUGCCAAUAUUCUGUUUUACAGUGCAUACAGGGAGAUGGGUUUGGACGAGUCCAAACUAAUCAAGAAAGUUGCCGUACUCGUCGGCUUCAGUGGCGAGAGUACGACUACUAUAGGGGAGAUCGACCUUCCCGUUUAUGCAGAAGGAGUCAACUUUUCCACUAGGUUUCUCGUGGUAGACGCCCCGUCAGCAUACAACGUCAUCCUAGGCCGUCCAUGGAUCCACGGAAUGGAAGCAGUACCAUCCACCUAUCAUCAAGUCAUACGAUUCCCAACCAAGUGGGGAGUCAAGGAGAUCAAGGGAGAGCAGAAGGACUCCAGGGCGUGCUACCAAACUACUAUGAAAGCGAAAAGCCCGUCUUUAUAG